This is a messenger RNA of Penicillium olsonii, 675 nucleotides long. NCBI's taxonomy places the organism in Eukaryota, Fungi, Ascomycota, Eurotiomycetes, Eurotiales, Aspergillaceae. The record is from the annotation of a GenBank genome assembly.
AUGGCCUCUGCAAACAUUGCGCGAUUGGCCGCGCAGGUCCACAUCACCGCAUCUCCUAGUCCAAAGAAUCUAGCAGAGAGCAGGUUGAUUCUGGGGGCUCUGCAAAAAUUUGGCGAAGUAUUGACAUAUCGCAACCUCAAGUAUGACACAAGCAAUACAUCCACACAUCCAAAUCGGUCCAUUGUCGCGAUCUUUGAGACUGCCGAUGCAGCAAGUCGCGCAAUUGCAUCCUCCCCCAUCACAAUUGGCCUCCCGGCUGGCCCAUCCGCCUAUUCCGCUUACAAUACUCCCGUUUCGUCUGAACCAUCGUCCUUGACAUUUGAAAUCCAAAGCUCGCGCCAUAAUCAUGCCUCUGCCCUCAAACGGAGCCCAUUCUAUUCCACCUACAACCUCUUCAAGAAUAAUCCCGUUUACGAAGAUCUGAUGAGCGACGAGACAGGGAUCCCGCUCAAGGAAUUGGCAGACACACUCGCAAGCAAGAAGUACAACAUUGGGUCCGGCGUGAAGGACAAUAUUCAAGAAGAAAACCGGCAGAUGGGAGCCACAAGUUUGGUCAAUAUGUGGGAAGAGGGAAUGGAAACCGAGAGAAAUAUUCUUGCUUUCAGCGAAGAACAAGCAACAGGUAUCCGGGAACCUGGUGACAGUGAUGGGACGAAACUAACGGAUGUCGUCUGA